Cyclospora cayetanensis is the source of this 2151-nucleotide messenger RNA. RefSeq lists its product as uncharacterized. Gene Ontology annotation, biological process: mRNA pseudouridine synthesis; tRNA pseudouridine synthesis. The record is from RefSeq and is a predicted model, not a curated record. The coding region runs from base 1 to 2151 and encodes 716 amino acids. Gene Ontology annotation, molecular function: pseudouridine synthase activity; RNA binding. The transcript is spliced from 9 exons. Gene Ontology annotation, cellular component: nucleus. NCBI's taxonomy places the organism in Eukaryota, Apicomplexa, Conoidasida, Eucoccidiorida, Eimeriidae.
AUGCAUCAUUGCGGCUUAAGUGGCGAGGGAACGAGUAAUAGUACGAAGAGCAGCAGCGGUGGUUGGCCAAAGGUCGCUCUCAAGAUACCCCGGGAGAUGCUGUGCAACCCGCUGCUUGAUGAAGAGGAUGCCCAUCCUGCAGUGCAGCAGGAGCCGUCAGCAGUACCCCUAAGUGGAGCGGCUGGAGAAGAACCACCUACAGUGGAAAAUGAGUGCUUAUCGGCACCCUCCAAGCUUCCAUUCUGCAAUGGCAAGAAGGCAGCGGCCUGUGCGACUGAAACCCUGAGGCAUAACCCGCUUCACGACAGCGACGGCGUUCCCUUCAAAAACGGUUUUGGACCUGCGAAGGAAAAGCGAUCUGCUGAUGGUGCAGGCUCCCACCGGGAGCCUCAACGGAAGCGCUCGAGGGGUGAAAAGAUACGGCAGCACAUGCAGCGCCUCAUGAAGCAGCAGCAGCAGCAACAGCAGCUGGCCAGUGGAAAUUCGCAGGACCAGGCAGCAGUAGAGGCGGUGCCUAUGAAGGUACCUAGACCCCCAAAGAAGAAGUUUGUACUUUUAAUUGGGUACAACGGAUCCAGGUUUUUCGGCUUUCAAAAGCAGUUUCAAGUGGACGGAAAUUCUGCAGAGGCCAAUGCCUCAUCAGGUGACGAGGAAUUCCAGCAGCAGCAGGAGCAGCAGCAGCUGCUGCGAACGGUGGAGGGGGAGUUAGAGGCUGCGUUGGUACGCAGCGGUGGCAUCGCCGCAGAGCACUUUGGGUGCUUGCAGCGGCUCCAAUGGACUCGAGCAGCAAGAACAGACAAGGGCGUUCAUGCAGCGUCUAAUGCUGUGGCAUUGAGGCUGUCCUUAGGACCCGUGGCGUUUGGCAGAGAAGAGCAGCAGCAGAAGGCGCAGAGAGAUCCGGAGCAGGAAGCUCAGGGGGAGGGCGAGCGAAGACAAGACGAGCAAAGACGAGACGAGCAGCAGCCUGGGAAGUGUUUAGCAGAGCAGCAGCUUCUUGACGCGUCUGAUGAGGAGUGUCAGUCUCUUUCCCUGGGAGUAGCCUGCCCAGCCGAUAGGGAGGCGGUUGCUGCGUGGCAACAGCAGCGUGUGGCUGCCCUCCUGCAGCGCCUUAAUAAGGAGCUGCCUCUGGAUAUCCGCUGCUUCGACAUCCGCCCUGUUACCAAGAACUUCGAUGCCAGAGUGAGCUGUUCUCGCCGUGUCUACGAAUACGUCUUGCCGCUUUGGCUUAUCCAACCGGUGGCCAUUAGGGCGGAUCUGAAGGCGCGUCAUACCCAGUGCAUGCAAGCGGAAAAAGCAACGGCAGCUGCUCCCGUAGACGGCCCAACGUGCGCUGGUUUGGAAGAUUCCGCGGCAGAUAUCCCAAGAGGGGUAUUGGUACAGGAAGCGGCAGAAAUUCCAGCUGAGGCUCCCCCUGCGAGCAGUGAACUUCCUCCCCAGUGUAUUGCGUUGUAUCGUGAUAUCCCUGCCAAGGUUGCACCAGAGGACCUUAUCGAUCGACUGGGGAAGGUGAUGCGACUCUACGAAGGGACGCACUGCUACCGCAAUUUUACGAGAAAGAGCAAAAACAAGGAUAAGAAUCCUGCAGCUUUCAAAAGACACAUACAUUCCGCCACAGUGAAGCUUGGAAAGCUCCCCGGAAACGAAGAACCCGUGGCGAUCGUGCGACUGGAAGGCCAGUCUUUCCUCUAUAACCAAAUCCGCAAGAUGAUGGGACUGGCAAUCGAGAUAUGCCGUGGCACCGCACCAGUCUCUGCCAUUCGUUUUGCUACUUCACGAGCCGCCGCCUUCCUGCACACAGCUCCAGCGGAAGGCCUGCUCCUGCUACAGGUGACCUCACUGGCUUCGCCUUUACUUGCUCAACACAGGAAGCGAGACACACAUGCAAGGCGCUCUUCUGUAGUUCGUGCUUUUGUGCAACUGCCAUUGCUGCUGCUCCUGUUGCAGCCAUGUUACGAUGCAUACAACAACGGACGGGCACGUUUGGCUGAACUUCCUGCAGUUGAGUUCGAUUCUAUCGCAGAAACUAUCGCGGCCUUCAAGGAUUCCACCAUUUACCCCUCAGUCGCGCAUACAUUGAACACCCCUAUCUGGCGCGAGUGGAUGCAGGGCAUCGACCGCCAUCCUUUCUUCGUCGAAAAUAAUGCUCUAUAA